Messenger RNA from Oncorhynchus tshawytscha (Chinook salmon), 2159 nucleotides. Its product is annotated as kelch-like protein 24. The record is from RefSeq and is a predicted model, not a curated record. The transcript has 8 exons. Lineage: Eukaryota; Metazoa; Chordata; Actinopteri; Salmoniformes; Salmonidae. Gene Ontology annotation, molecular function: protein binding. Bases 287 to 2092 code for a protein of 601 amino acids.
UGAGGAUGUGACCUAUAUCUCGCUGUGAUGUUUACACUUUGUUACAGUUCUUUGUCUCAGCCAGCAUAACAAGUCAGGAUGUCUGGGACAUAGAGAAAUACGUAUUUUUCUGUUUUUAUUUAUGUGUAAAGAAACCUAUUUUUAUCAUAACAUUUUUGGACCAAGAAUUUUCGGAACAACAUUUUCUUCAACUUUAUUUUUUAUUUUUCCACGACUCCAAAUAGCCGAGGCGGCUCACACGGAAAAUUUUGGAUAAGGUAUCUGGUCCGUCUAUAGGGCAGCAGCCAUGGUGUUGAUCCUGGGCAGACGGCUCAACAGGGAGGACUCUGGGACCAGGGACUCCCCCGCCGUCAAACGAAAGGUGUUCGAAGUGGACUCCAAAACCCUGACCGGUAAUGAAGUUCUGGAGUUCUCCUCCGGCUCCUCCCACUCGGAGGCCAUCUUGCAGGUGUUCAACGAGUUCCGCGACAGCCGCCUCUUCACCGACGUGGUCAUCAGCGUGCAGGGCCGCGAGUUCCCCUGCCACCGUGCUGUGCUCUCUGCCUGUUCCUCCUACUUCCGUGCCAUGUUCUGCAAUGACCACCGCGAGUCGCGUGAGAUGCUGGUGGAGAUCAACGGCAUCCUGGCCGAGGCCAUGGACUCCUUCCUCAGCUACGUCUACACGGGCCGCGCCAAGAUCACCACCGACAACGUGCAGUUCCUCUUCGAGACCUCCAGCCUCUUCCAGAUCUCCACGCUCCGCGACGCCUGCGCCAAGUUCCUCGAAGACCAGCUUGACCCUUGCAAUUGCUUGGGCAUCCAACGCUUCGCCGACGCCCACGCUUUGAAACAGCUGGCCAGCCGCUGCCGCUCGUACGCCCUGGCCAACUUCCCUGACGUGGCCCAACACGAGGAGUUCCUGGACCUGAGGAGAGACGAGCUGGAGGAGUACAUCUGCAGUGACGAACUGGCCAUCGGGAAGGAGGAGGUGGUGUUUGAGGCGGUGAUGCGCUGGGUGUACCACAGUGUGGAGCCCCGGAGGCCCGUGCUUAAGGACCUGCUGCACCACGUCCGCCUGCCCCUGCUGCACCCCAACUACUUUGUCCAGACAGUGGAAGGAGACCAGAUCAUCCAGACGGCGCCAGAGUGCUACCAGCUCCUCCACGAGGCCCGGCGGUACCACGUACUGGGCAACGAGAUGAUGUCCCCCAGGACCCGCCCACGCAGGUCGACUGGCUACUCAGAGGUGAUUGUGGUGGUGGGGGGCUGUGAGAGGGUGGGAGGGUUCAACCUGCCUUACACAGAGUGUUACGACCCUGUGACAGGAGAGUGGAAGGCCCUAGCCAAGCUCCCAGAGUUCACCAAGUCAGAGUACGCCGUCUGUGCCCUGCGUAACGACAUCCUUGUCUCAGGGGGUCGUAUCAAUGGCAGAGACGUGUGGAUGUACAACUCCCAGCUCAACCUGUGGAUCAGAGUGGCUUCACUCAACAAGGGACGCUGGAGACACAAGAUGGGUGUCCUACUGGGGAAGGUCUAUGCAGUGGGAGGGUAUGACGGCCAGAGUCGUCUGAGCAGUGUGGAGUGCUAUGACUCCUUCUCUAACCGCUGGACAGAGGUGGCUCCCAUGAAGGAGGCAGUCAGUUCCCCGGCCGUGUCCAGCUGUGCUGGGAAACUCUUUGUCAUCGGCGGAGGGCCGGACGACAACACUUGCUCUGACAAGGUCCAGUGCUACGACCCAGAGGAAGACACCUGGGCACUAAGGGCAAGCAUCCCCAUCGCGAAGCGCUGCAUCACGGCAGUCUCCCUGAACAACCUGAUCUAUGUGUCAGGAGGUCUCACCAAGUCCAUUUUCUGCUACGACCCUGCAGAGGACUACUGGAUGCACGUGGUGCACACCUUCAGCAAACAGGAGAGCUGUGGCAUGUCUGUGUGUAAUGGGAAGAUCUUCAUCCUGGGUGGGCGGGGUGAGAACGGCGAGGCCUCUGACAACAUCCUGUGUUACGACCCGGCAACAGGCAUCAUCACCGGGGUGGCCGCCAUGCCUCGCCCCAUCUCCUACCACGGCUGUGUCACCAUCCACCGUUACAACGAGAAGUUCCUCCACCGGCCCUGAACCCACACACACACACACACACACACACACACACACACACACACACACACACACACAGAAACACACA